Messenger RNA from Amorphotheca resinae ATCC 22711, 768 nucleotides. RefSeq lists its product as hypothetical. Gene Ontology annotation, biological process: nucleosome assembly. NCBI's taxonomy places the organism in Eukaryota, Fungi, Ascomycota, Leotiomycetes, Helotiales, Amorphothecaceae. The record is from RefSeq and is a predicted model, not a curated record. Bases 97 to 501 code for a protein of 134 amino acids. The transcript is spliced from 6 exons. Gene Ontology annotation, molecular function: protein heterodimerization activity; structural constituent of chromatin; DNA binding.
ACUCAAACCUCGCGCAUCGUACUCAUUCCAGAGUACACCACAGUGCACCCCCUACUAAUACCGGUUGAUUCAUUUCUUUGACCAUCCUCAUCCACGAUGGUGUCUCCCCUGAAUUCCGCGCGUCGUCCUCACAUCGGAGGUAAGUCGAUCUAUCCGACCGGUCGAGGCAAAGCCGCCGCUCUUGGUCGUGGUAAAGGCGGGGAGGGUUUGGGUGUUGGAGUCAAGAGACAACGCAAGUUGCUCAAAGAGACUAUCGACGGUAUCACUCGUAGUGACAUUCGUCGUCUUGCGCGCCGUGGUGGGGUCAAGCGGAUCUCUGCCCCGAUCUAUUCUGACACUCGCUCUGCUCUCAAGGAGUAUCUGGCAAACAUUAUCAAGAACUGUGUUGCCAUAUCUGACCACUGCCAUCGCAAGACAGUGACUGUCGAUGAUGUCAUCUUUGCAUUGAAGGGAAUCGGUCGUCCUAUCUAUGGCUUUGGUACUCCGAAGAUGCUGACAUGAUUCCCAUGCUGUCACUGUGUCAACACUUUACGAAAGCAUACACGAAUCUUCUCUUUACGAAUUCCUCGACUUUUUUCGCGUCAUACGGUAUGGGCGUUAGGAUACAGUCAAAGAUACCCGGGGGGAUAGUUAGAUCAGGAGCGAUGUGCUGGGGCGUCUUGUGCGGGUUUGUUAUGCCCUGGGAAAUGUCAAACAGGGUGCAAUAACUAGCAGAUCAUACACUACUGGUACCAAGGUAGCUCAUGAAGAAAUGAUCUCUUGAUGCAG